Molecule: messenger RNA, 681 nt
Organism: Microtus ochrogaster (prairie vole)
Lineage: Eukaryota; Metazoa; Chordata; Mammalia; Rodentia; Cricetidae
Gene: Clec12b
Product: C-type lectin domain family 12 member B
Exons: 5
Coding region: 1-681 (226 amino acids)
Biological process (GO): negative regulation of signaling receptor activity; natural killer cell inhibitory signaling pathway
Cellular component (GO): external side of plasma membrane
Molecular function (GO): signaling receptor regulator activity; protein phosphatase binding
Source: RefSeq, a predicted model, not a curated record
AUGUCUGAUGAAGUGACCUAUGCAACACUUAUGCUUCAGGACUCUGCGAGAGUGGGCAGUCAUCAGGAUGGGAAUAACCUAAGAAGAGAAGGACACCCAGCUCAAUUCUCCAUUUGGCGAGGAGCUGCCUUGAGCCUGAUGAUCCUCUGCCUGUUGCUGGUGAUGGGACUGGUGAUCUUGGGGAUUAUGUUUUUGCAGAUGUCUAAUGAUAUUAACUCAGGUGCAGAGAAGUUAAGUCAACUUCAGAAAAUCAUCCACCCACAGCAGAACAAUCUGUCUGAGCCACUGAACAUCUCUACAAAGGAUCCCACAGAGGAAUCUCUCCAGUCCCAGAUCUCUGCCCUCCUAGAGAGGCAGGGACAGAUGGCUACCAAGCUCUGCAAGGAAUUCCUCAUCCACACUUCUGACCAUAAGUGCAAUCCUUGUCCUAAGACAUGGCAAUGGCAUGGAAACAGUUGCUACUAUUUCACAAAUCAUGAGGAGAAAUCCUGGAGUGACAGCAGAAAGGACUGUGCGGACAAGAAUUCCACUCUGGUGAAGAUUGACAGCAUCAAAGAAAGGGAUUUUCUUCAGGCACAGCCAUCACUCACUCUCUCGUUCUUCUGGCUGGGAUUGUCCUGGAACUCAACUGGCAGGCACUGGCUAUGGGAAGAUGGUUCAUCUCCCUCUCCAACCCUGUAA